Messenger RNA from Pistacia vera, 1067 nucleotides. Its product is annotated as cytidine deaminase 1-like. Gene Ontology annotation, molecular function: zinc ion binding; cytidine deaminase activity. The record is from RefSeq and is a predicted model, not a curated record. NCBI's taxonomy places the organism in Eukaryota, Viridiplantae, Streptophyta, Magnoliopsida, Sapindales, Anacardiaceae. Gene Ontology annotation, cellular component: cytosol. The transcript has a single exon. Bases 33 to 959 code for a protein of 308 amino acids.
AUCAUCAUCCUCCUCUUCUUCUUCCUGUCCAAAUGGAUCGACCCAGAUUCGUGAUCGAGGCCGCCGAAGCCGAAUCAUUCGCUCAAAAAUCGGGCCUCACAAUCCACCAACUUCUCCCUACCUUAGUCAAAUCCGCCAAAACUCUUGCCCGCCCGCCCAUUUCUAACUACCACGUGGGGGCGGUCGGACUCGGCUCUUCGGGUCGGAUCUUCUUCGGCGGCAACAUCGAAUUCCCUGGUCUCCCUCUCCAUCACUCUGUCCACGCCGAGCAGUUCCUCGUCACCAACCUCAUCCUCAAUGCGGAGCCCCGCCUCCAAUGCUUCGCCGUCUCCUCCGCCCCCUGCGGUCAUUGCCGCCAAUUCUUGCAGGAAAUCCGGAACUCUUCUGAUAUCAAAAUCUGCGUGACGUCAUCCGAUGAGAACACAAAACAACAACAGGAAGAUCAUGGAUGUAAUUAUUACACGUUGUCGCAUUUUCUGCCUGACAGGUUCGGUCCUGAUGACCUGUUGGAAAAGGAUGUUCCUUUGAUCUUGGAAACUCACCAGAACGGCUUGUCUUUUGUGAGUGAUAACGAUGACGAUGGUGGUUAUGACAAGUGUUGUAACGGUGAGGCGUCGGAGAGUUUAAAGUUUGCAGCUUUAGAGGCUGCGAAUAAGUCUCAUGCGCCCUACAGUAAGUGCCCAUCUGGGGUUGCGAUUAUGGAUUCUGAAGGAAAGGUUUAUAAAGGGUCUUAUAUGGAGUCCGCCGCGUAUAAUCCAAGCUUGGGUCCUGUACAGGCGGCGUUGGUGGCUUACGUGGCGAGUGGAAACGGUGGUGGGUAUGAGAGGAUUGUGGAUGCGGUGUUGGUGGAGAAAGAGGGCGCAGUUGUGAGGCAAGAACACACCGCCAGAUUGCUUUUGCAGGUGAUUUCGCCUAAGUGUCAGUUCAAAGUUUUUCAUUGUAAAAGGGCUUCAUUUUGAUGACUCCCUGUAUUUGUAAUUAAUUUUUAUGGUAAUCCACUCAUGUCCAAUUGAAGCAUGGCUGGAUGAUGGAUUAAUGAAUAAAAUCAUUAUAUCUCUUCUUCUACA